UGUUUUUGUUAUUGUCGAAAAAAAAUUUCAGUUUUCCGAUUUUCGAUUUAUUACUAAUUUUUAUUAAUAUUUGGGACAAAAAAAUUGUUUCUCUUAAUAAAAGGAAACGGACUUGAACAAGCAAUAAGAAUUUAAAAGAAAUAAGAAGAAUAUUUUAUUUACAUUACAGUCUAGUGUGUUCCCAUGCCUUAUUAGAGCAUUAUAAAAGUUAUCUUUAAAUCGACCGUAUAAUUACAGAUAUUACCGUAACUUCAUCAUGUCGAAUAAUAUAUAUCGUGUAACUUGUGCUUUGAUACGCCAAGCACAAAGCUUUUCUUCGGUUAGGUUUUACAGCAGGUGGAUGCAUAGAGAUCCGGCUAAGGUUAUCUUACCCUUUGAAUCAGAAGCAACAGGCCUAAAGAAAGAAAAGGUUAUAGACCUACAACCUGAAAUACUGAAAAAAGUCAAAAAUGAGCCAUCUACUUCAAAACAAAAGCCUUCAAAAGAUUCCAAAUCAGUAAGCACAUUUGUGAAUGAGGAAAAAUCACACGAAAUAAAAGAAAAGAGGGAAAGCAGUUUAAAAAAGAGGAAAUUUUAUUUGAGCCAAAAGAAAGUGUUUGAUGAUAAUGGUGAAAUUAUUUAUGAAAAGCUUAAAGAAAAUGAUGGUAGGAUAAGCUCCCUCCUUGUUAAACUGAAGUCUAAAAAAGAAAGGCUGAAAACAGAGCAGAUGUUAGUAGAAGGGUGGCGAUUGAUAGUGGAUGGCUUGGAAGCAAAAUGCCACUUGAAAUAUGUGAUAUUCAGCCGAGUGGAAGAUUUGGCACACAUUACACCACACCUCCCACGGACAGGGGUCCAACUUUUUAAGAUUCCAUACAAAGAAAUAGCAAUGUGGUCAGAUGUGGAAACGCCAUCUGGAGUUUUUGGUGUAUUUGAAAUGCCCACGGCCAACAACAUCAAGAGCCAGUCAAGGCCUCUACCUCUGCAGUUUAUUUGUGACAAUGUACGCACACCUGGUAACCUUGGUGCUAUACUGAGGGCCGCUGUAGGGGUUGGAUGUGAAAAAGUUCUUCUCACAAAAGGGUGCGUUGACCUCUGGGACCCGAAAGUCAUAAGGAGUGCAUCAGGUGCACAUUUUAGGCAACCAAUAUACCCUUCGGUGGACUGGGAAGACAUGCCCCAGUUGUUGGAGCCAAACACCACACUGUUCAUUGCAGAUAGCAAUGCCAAAGCAUUUGGAAAUGAAAAGACAGAGGAGGACAAAAUGUUGGACGAGCUUGUACCAGUCGUGCCAUACUACAGUGUUGAUUUUGGAAAUAUUGAGCAUGUCACACUUGUGAUAGGUGGCGAGACUGAAGGGAUUAGUGAAGACAGUUACAAGUUUGCAGCAAACAGAAAUGGCCUCCGUUUGCAUAUUCCACUACAAAGAGGAGUCGACAGUCUAAACACAGGGAUGGCGGCGGCAGUUAUAGCUUUCGAAGUAAGGAAACAAUUCAUACAAGCAUGGACGAAGGCGAAACUAGAACCACAAGAAAUGAAAGUAUCAUAAGUCAAUCAUUGUAUUGUUUAUUAUGAUAAAUCGUCUAAUCUAAAACUGAGCGCCCUUCCACUGUUCCACAUUUUCAAUUCUAUAAAAUUAUAUACUUACUAAAGUAUUUGUAUCUGCUGCAGUGUUACCAAAUUCCUCCUAAACGGUUUGACAAAUCUCCAAGAAAUCAUUGGGUAUAUUCAGAAGGUCUGAGAACAGGUCGUAAACUAUUUUACAUGCUACCCUCAUCCCAAAUUUUUAAAUUACGAUUUUAGUAUUUUUAUUAAAUAGAAAUAUAUAUGGCAGAGCAUUUAUGCCCGAGUCCACUCAGUAUUACCUACUUAAUAAAAUAAAAUAGAACAUGCCGUCGGGUCCCGGUCAUUAUCUUUAAAUAAUAACCUGAUAAAGACCGGACGCUCAGAGAUUGCGUUUCCUACAGGUUGUGAUCGAAUGGGCGAUGUAAUUUUGAACUGUCGUACGAUUUACGGCAAAAUUUUAAAUAUCUUUUAUUAGCCUUACUGACGAGUAAUAACAUGAAAAAUUUAAUAAUUAUGCCAACUUACAGAAACGUAUUAAUUUAGGGAUAAAAUUAUUACCAAUAAAUUAAUUAGCAAUUAUAAAAACAUUUUUUUUUUAAGUUUAACCACGUCAUUUAUGUCAACUGUUUGUUUUUAUAGUGAUGAGACAUACAAUGAGAGACAGUUGAGACAGAGAUAGUGAUGUCAGAAACGCAAUCUCUGAGCGGACGGACUUUAGUGGUUGUUAAUGAUUUUAACAUUCAAAGCAGUGUGGUGGGUCUAAACUCCAUAUCCCAUCUCCGUUAAAAUAGUAUGAUAAUGAUGGAUUACGAGUAUGUACAGUAAAAGUGCGAACUCUGAAAUUCGGGUCAAAGAGCUUCCAAUAGAGUUUAUAUGUAAUGCGUCUAUUUACCUAAUUUCCAUAAUGGGGAUAAAACAUAGUGGAAGGGAGUUCUUUUUAUGUUAGAUCUGUAAAUUAGUGGUAUAAGUUGUAGUUUAUAGAAAAAUUACAAUAAAAAUUUAGAUGAA
This is a messenger RNA of Bicyclus anynana (squinting bush brown), 2550 nucleotides long. RefSeq names its product rRNA methyltransferase 3, mitochondrial. NCBI's taxonomy places the organism in Eukaryota, Metazoa, Arthropoda, Insecta, Lepidoptera, Nymphalidae. The transcript has 5 exons. The record is from RefSeq and is a predicted model, not a curated record. Gene Ontology annotation, molecular function: RNA methyltransferase activity; RNA binding. Gene Ontology annotation, biological process: RNA processing. Bases 257 to 1525 code for a protein of 422 amino acids.